Molecule: messenger RNA, 1559 nt
Organism: Phyllotreta striolata
Lineage: Eukaryota; Metazoa; Arthropoda; Insecta; Coleoptera; Chrysomelidae
Source: the annotation of a GenBank genome assembly
UGUUCGAUAUUUCACAGUUCAAUAGAAGUGUUCAAUAUGUUUCGAUCGGUAUUAGGACUUGCUGCUCUCAUCAGCUGCGUUUGCGUGAGCUAUGGAUUUACCCUACUGAAUGCAGGCGGAUACGUUCCUGUAGUAGUUAACAAAGCUACUAACAAAUCCUACUAUUUAGCCGACAAUGUUGUCGCGAACUUCUACCAAGCUAGCCAACUUUGCAAAGACAUUGGAAUGCGUUUAGUAUCCAUACCUGAUAAGGAUGUUCAAGAGUUCCUCUUCCAAACUGUUAACAGCGCAAACACGAAAACUCGUUACUGGUCGUCUGGAACCAACCUAGUCGAUGGUAAAAAUUGGGUUUGGCUCUCCGCGGUAAAACCAGUGGUCUACACCGAUUGGUUACCCGGUCAACCAGACUCUGCAGCUGAACAUUGCAUUGAACUACAGUUGCAGAAGAACAAAGGUCUCCAAUGGAACAAUUACAACUGUGACGUUCAACAGAACUUCAUUUGCGAAUCACCCGAUGUCGAUGAAGAUGGGAAAGUCGUCGCAAACAAUUGGCUUGGAGCAUUCGCUGAUCCAACAAUAUCACCCAACUUCCCCGUUUUCAAUUACAACAAGAACAGUUACUACAUUGGAAAUCAAGUAGCAUUAUCGUACUUGGAUGCUUCGAGAUUUUGCGAAUACAUCGGCAUGGAAUUGGUCUCGAUUGAAUCAAACGAAGAAAACAUGUACCUUCACAAAUACCUCAGAGACACCGUUGCUGGAACUUCGUUCUGGUCCGGAGGCAGUCGACUUAUCGACGGAAUGAACUGGUACUGGCUACCUUCCGGUCGUAAAGUAACUUAUACCAAAUGGUUGCCGAACGAACCUGGCUCGAAAACCGAGCACUGCAUUCAAUUGCAAUUCCAGAGGGACCAAGGAUUGUUCUGGAACGAUUUGCCCUGUACCAACGCUCAGAAUUUCAUUUGCGAAGCUCCCACCAGCAAAAUUGCGCAAUGUCCUGUACAAGAUCAUCAGUGUAACGGACAAAAUGAACACUGUGGGAAACCAACGAAGCAAACCAAAUAUCACUUGGUAAAGGAACAGGUUUCUUAUAAUAGUGCUGUUAAACAAUGCCAAGAUAUUGGAAUGGAAUUGUUGAGCAUUCAGAACAAAGCAAAGCAAAUUGCUGUAGAUAAAUUCAUCACAGAGUCAUCAUACACCAGCUGGAUUUGGACCUCGGGUAACAGAAUAGCCGAUCAGAAGACGUGGAGAUGGUUAUCAGGAGAACCGAUUUCCGAAUUUUUCUGGUACGAAGGAGAACCCAACAAUCAAAAGGGAAACGAAGAAUGCAUUUCGAUUGGCAAGAAGACAGGGGGAUCCGCUUGGAACGACGCCCCCUGCGAUGCUAAGAAUUAUUACAUUUGUGAAGCAGAAGAAAUCGUGAAUAACAACGAUAAUAACAGCAAUUGCGGUUGUCAAACACCCGCUAUUAAUGUUUACAUCGAUACCAACAAGCAAAAAGAGGUGAAUGUGCUUAAUUGAAUGAAAUUUGUGGAGAAAAUUAAAUAUAUUGAUAUAAAUUG